Umbelopsis ramanniana AG is the source of this 2034-nucleotide messenger RNA. RefSeq lists its product as uncharacterized. NCBI's taxonomy places the organism in Eukaryota, Fungi, Mucoromycota, Umbelopsidomycetes, Umbelopsidales, Umbelopsidaceae. The transcript is spliced from 3 exons. The record is from RefSeq and is a predicted model, not a curated record. Bases 119 to 1903 code for a protein of 594 amino acids.
AAGCGAUCCUUCUGCUGUAACAUUUCCAGUGCCUCGAAUAAUUCCAUGUCAACAAUGUCGAGAACAUCGAAAACGCUGCAUCAAAUCUCGAGACGAAAACAACUGUGGCCGAUGCACUAUGCGCGGAACACCUUGUUCACUUCAGCAUGUCCAGAGUAAAGUUGAAGAUCGAUACACUGUAGAAAAUGAAGAAAGUGUAAAAACUUUCUUGAAUAUUCUCAAGUCAAUUGAAUCGCUUGAAGAAGAGAUCUCCAGUGUAGAAAGUCAGUUACAGCAGAGACAGCCACAAAACUUACUAGAGCAGCAGCCUUCGUCUUCCGUAUUCAACGACACGGACACUACGGCGAAUCCAAAUUGGGAGCUCACUAUUCAUUCAUCCAAUUCGCAAAAGCUGACUCUCAAUAUUAACAUAGAGCGAACUGCAGAUAUCAUACAAUUAUUGAACAGAUUGCACUUGGAAUUUUCCACGAACGUCCCAAGACAUUUCUUACAUCCUCAGCAAGAAGAGUCAUUGUACAUACCUUUCCGGCAUCGGCGUUUUCCAAAUUUGUUAGUACAAUAUGUAAGAGAAUACUCAGAUCGCAAAACAUUGCGCAGAAUGGUUGAUGCCGAGUUGCGAAUGUCCUCUAUCACUUCUUUUCAUCAGCAAAUCACUCCGUCAUUGGUUCAAUCCUAUUUCAACUGCAGACAUACCAAGACUCCAUUACUUCAUCCAGAAUACUACAACCAAAAUCAACAUAACUCUAUAGGGCAUCAUCUAAGACUCAUGAUAGGGUGCUCAAUGUCUCUUCGAUAUUGUAUCAAAUAUCCAUUCUUCUACCUACCUCGAAAUCUGCAAGCGAGUCAAGCAUCGUAUUACAUAGAUCGCUGCAAUGACCUUGUGGAAGAGUUGAUGCUGUUAGAUCACCCACCCUUAACCUUGCCGCUAUUGUUAUUGACAUUGUCAUCGACGUACAUGAUGUUUCAAAAUGCUAGGAGGAGUUGGUUGCUCAUAGCCACCGCAAGAGCGUACUUGCAACAGCAUAUGAAUGACUUCAUGGACGCCUUAAUGGAUAAAGACGGUCCUAGUAAUCCGGAACUAGAGACCUACAAGCUUGCACUUCAUUUAUGCGAAAAGUUAGAUCAAAACAUAAGUUAUAUCGUAGAAAACCGUCCAGCGCAAAAAAUCGUUAAUAUGGAUGAUAUGCUUUUGAUGCCCAAACCUGUCUUAGGCGAAAAUACAUUGCAGCAUACAAUACUGAAGCAAGCGUUUUUGUUCGAAAUCAUUAGACGUCGCUGUAAUUCCAGGAUUGCUUCCAGCAUACAACUUACAAACUCUAUUCGAACACUCAGCUGGUCCACCCUCCGGCAGAUAAAUAGUGAUUUUACGGCCUGGUACACUGAACUACCGCCAGAGCUCAAGAUAGGAGAUAAUCCAUUUGACAUUGUCAAAAUGGACAUUCCUGAAGACAUGGAUCCAAGCAUUGCGCCUUUGCUAAUGAUAUAUUACAGUGAAUGGAUCUCGGUCUACGGAAACACCCUUAAUCCUGAGAUGAACUCUGACAUAUCGAUGGAUGAAGCAACUUCUGUGGAGUCGACUCAUAUUACGUUCCUUGCAGCAAUGGCCGUCGUCAAGAUUAACGAGUUUUUGAGUCGAGUGGAAAUAUGCAAAAUUGAAUUUUACUGGCUGCUAUUCGCUAGCGAACCUUUAUUGCACCUAGCCAAGUCAACGGAUGCAUACUUUGCCAACGAAGCAAGGCAAGCGCUACAGAAAACGCUUAUUAUCCUCAAAACUUUACUCAAGAAUAACUUGUUCUCUCCUGUUUUGUACAAUUUGCCAAUGGACGGAGAUCACAUUGCUAUAGGCGAAAGAUUAGUUGAAAGGAUAUCCAAUCUCUUUUCUUCCUAUGGCAUUGAAUUUUAGAAUAUAUAGGCAUUAUCUCUCCCUCUGUAUUUUUGUACAUAUCGCCGUUUAUAUAAAACGUAUUCACUAUCAGUUCUGACAUAGUUUUUCAUAUUACCGACCAAGAUCAAAUCCACGUAGACAGACGAAAU